Messenger RNA from Meriones unguiculatus (Mongolian gerbil), 2481 nucleotides. It is a transcript of the gene Fgf11, whose product is annotated as fibroblast growth factor 11. Gene Ontology annotation, cellular component: cytoplasm. Gene Ontology annotation, molecular function: growth factor activity; fibroblast growth factor receptor binding. The coding region runs from base 1 to 666 and encodes 221 amino acids. Gene Ontology annotation, biological process: cell differentiation; positive regulation of gene expression; animal organ morphogenesis. The record is from RefSeq and is a predicted model, not a curated record. NCBI's taxonomy places the organism in Eukaryota, Metazoa, Chordata, Mammalia, Rodentia, Muridae. The transcript has 4 exons.
AUGGCGGCACUGGCCAGUAGCCUGAUCCGACAGAAGCGGGAGGUCCGCGAGCCCGGGGGCAGCCGGCCCGUGUCGGCGCAGCGGCGCGUGUGUCCCCGCGGCACCAAGUCUCUCUGCCAGAAGCAGCUCCUCAUCCUGCUGUCCAAGGUGCGACUGUGCGGGGGACGGCCCACGCGACAGGACCGCGGCCCAGAGCCUCAGCUCAAAGGCAUCGUCACCAAACUGUUCUGCCGCCAGGGUUUCUACCUCCAGGCGAAUCCGGAUGGGAGCAUCCAGGGUACCCCGGAGGACAGCAGCUCCUUCACGCAUUUCAACCUGAUCCCUGUGGGGCUCCGCGUGGUCACCAUCCAGAGCACCAAGCUGGGCCACUACAUGGCCAUGAACGCCGAGGGCCUGCUUUACAGCUCGUGGCCAUGUACCGGGAGCCAUCUCUUCACAGUGUCCCUGAGACCUCCCCGUCCAGUCCCCCUGCUCCUUGAGAUGCAGCCCGUGAACUGGAGGCUCCCUGCCCUCAGGGAGCCCAGCACCACCACAGUCUGUCUCCUAGCCCUGCUCCAGGCCUUGCUCUCACCCUGCUGCCACACACAUGCCCUGAGCAGCCAGGGCUCACCAGGUGCUGUACCCCGAGGGCACCCAGGGGCUGGCUGGGACCUCUGGAGCCACUGAGCUCUUAGAUCCUGGGGCCCAGGAGAGGUUCCGAGACGGGGGUGCCUGAGACGAUCCUGGCUGAUCACUUCUUUCUUUCCACACUAACUCCUACCCCUUAAGAGAACCUCAGGUUUUCCUGAAAUGGCGCCGGGGGUUCCAAAACUGACAAAGCAAGGGAACUAGCCCUAUUCACCCUCGCUGAGCCAGUUUCUGAAGCCAUGCACUUCUUUCUGUUGCCAUGAAGCCAUAGCUUUGUAUGUCAGUGUGCUGGCACUCACAGUUAACUUCCUUCUGCCCCGGGCUGGGCAGGUUCUGACAGAGCUGAACUCCAGCCAGGGCCAUUCCUGUGUUCUGUAUUGGAGCCCAGGUAUGGCUCCUUUGAGCUUCUAUCCUUGACCUAGAUGUCCUCCCCAGUUUUAAAAAGAAGAGAGGCUGAAUUUGAGCCUCUUAAUGUAGCUAUUGGCCUUGGUCUGAAUCAGAACCAGUCUCAGGUCACCAUAGGUUAAACCUUCUUAUCCCAGAGACAUCCAGUUCUAGUACGGUGUUCUAGACCUUUCUGGAGCCAUUCUUCCCCCGAAUCUCUGCUCUAGGACAGACCACGACACUAAGCCCCGCUUCCAGGAUGGAACUGGGCCUGUGCAGCCAUAUUCCCGUGCUGGAGCGACUUCCAGACCCUCCCUCCCACUCUCUCUAAUGAUUAUUCAAGGAGGAGCUAUGGCUAGGACUGAGCUGCGGUUCCUUAGGCACUAAUGCUCCUCAGCUGUGCUUGGUGGCACGUGCCUGUAUUUCAGCACCCGGGAGACUGAGGCAGGAGGAGUUUUGAAUUGGAGGCCGUCCUGGGCUUCAAUGGCAAAACCCUGUCUCAAAAGCCAGCACACGCACACUCACACAGAGAGAGCACUUAAGACUCAAUACUGAAUGCGUCAAGAGCCACCUCACGGUUUUCCUAGAUGAUUUCCUUCAAAUCUUCCCUCUAGAACCCUAACUGUACUUUUACAUGGUUUCUAGUUUCUGCAUUCCAACUGGGGUUCUGCCGGGGAAACGAGUCUGGGGAAGACCCAGGAAUCCUGGAAAUGUAUGCCUGAUACCUGGUGUGACUGAACCCAUGUCUGAUUUAGAGAGACAUGAACACUCAGCUACCUCAGCAGGAGUUCCUUCCCUUCUAAAGCUGAGGUCCUUCUCGGGGUUCGGUGUGGUACAUCUGUGAGGCCACAGAAGGAGAACGGGGAAUAAAAGGCUAGCCCAACUACACAGUGAGCUCGAGGCCAGCCUGGGCUAUGUGAGAGCCUGUCCCAACAGAAAGCCGAGGUCUGCGACGACAUUAACUCUACGAUAAAGAAAGGACAAAAAGGACACAGCCUUGACUCCCUCUCAGCGACGAGACCCCGACUCAGCAAUAAAUCCAACUUCUCCCCGCCACAGGUCAGGCCUAGGAAAUGAGGGCUCCUUGGGCUCCCAGACCUCGUUUGUCCCCAGAGCUCUAACUAAAUAGAAUUUACUUUACCUUACAGCUUAUAACCUCAGCUGGGUUUUAAGUACCCAAAAAAGGACCUGAAAAUGGGGGAAGCCACAGGGAACCUCUAAUAAAGUAGGGGUAGAUUCCUAGCCUAGCAAACAGUAGGCGGAAACGGCGGAGGUCCGAAGGGAGGAGGGCGAGUGCUCAAAAGCAGGUCACUUUUCCUCAGGCCCUGUAACUUCUGGCUUGUCGCAAGAGACGCCCCCUCCCUCCCACGAACCCCGCUCAGGCUCCGCCCGUCUCCCGGCUCCGCUCGGCGGGGGGUGGGGGACCGGGUCUCCUCGUCAUGCUUUCUCUAAUUAAAGAUGAUUUCUACA